CUUCCGUUUCGGUGGUGCUGCGCGCGUUCGAUGGCCGUUGGCUGAGGAUGAAUUCCCGGGACUAGUCUGGAAUCAAGGGUCUCGAGGAGAGGAGAGAAUUUGUCUGAAGAAGAGAGCAGUGUUUGCACAGGACGGAGUCUUGGCCCUAAAAGGAAUAAAGCCGCCAUGCCUCGAGGUCAGAAGAGUAAGCUCCGUGCACGGGAGAAACGCCGGCAGGCCCGAGAGGAGACCCAGGAUCUUGAGAGUGCUCAGACCCCUGCAGCAGAGGAAGAAGAGUCCCCUUGCUGUUCCUCUUCUCUCCUAGAGGGUGCUGCCCCGAGGUCUGCUGCUGGCUCUCCCCAAGAGCCUGAGAGUGCCCCACCCAGCACCACUGCUGCUGCUGCAGGUGAUUCCUACAAAAAAUCUAAUAAAGGUGCUAAGAGGCAAAGUAAGAAAAAUGCAAGUUCCUCUGAGGCCCCAUCCUCCACUGAGAGCUCCCCAAAUGAUCUUCUAGCCAGAAAGGCAGGAAUAUUUACACAGUUUCUGCUAGAGAAGUAUAAAAUGCAAGCACCCAUUAGGAAGGCAGACAUGCUGAAGCUUCUCAACAAAACGCACAGGGAGCAUUUCCCUGAGAUCCUCAAGAGAGCCUCUGAGCACAUAGAGCUAGUCUUUGGCUUUGACUUGAAGGAGGCCGACCCCAGAGGUCAGUCUUAUACCCUUGUUAGCAAGCUAGACCUCGCUAGCGAUGGGAGUGUGAGCAGUAAUUUGGGCUUUCCCAAAAAUGGGCUUUUGAUGCCUCUCCUGGGUGUGAUCUUCUUAAAUGGCAGUUACAUCGCUGAGGAGGAGAUGUGGGAAUUCCUGAAUAUUUUGGGGGUCUAUGAUGGCAAGAAGCAUGUAAUCUUUGGGGAGCCCCGAAAGCUCAUUACUGAAGAUCUGGUGCAGGAGCAGUACUUGGAGUACCGCCAGGUGCCCAACAGUCAUCCCCCACGCUAUCAGUUCCUGUGGGGUCCCAGAGCCCAUGCUGAAAUCAGCAAGAUGAGAGUCCUGGAGUUUUUGGCCAAGGUCCAUGAAACAGUCCCUAGUGCCUUCCCACUCCAUUAUGAAGAGGCUUUAAGAGAUGAGGAAGAGAGAGCCCAAAGCAUUCAUUUCGCUGGGCUCGGCAUCACUGCCGUGGCCAUCACAAGUUCUGAGCCCAUGCCUGGAAGCUCCUCCCACCCCUAA
This is a messenger RNA of Tupaia belangeri chinensis (Chinese tree shrew), 1200 nucleotides long. RefSeq names its product melanoma-associated antigen B2. The coding region runs from base 166 to 1200 and encodes 344 amino acids. The record is from RefSeq and is a predicted model, not a curated record. Gene Ontology annotation, biological process: negative regulation of transcription by RNA polymerase II. Lineage: Eukaryota; Metazoa; Chordata; Mammalia; Scandentia; Tupaiidae. Gene Ontology annotation, cellular component: nucleus. The transcript has 3 exons.